Messenger RNA from Saprolegnia parasitica CBS 223.65, 1210 nucleotides. RefSeq lists its product as hypothetical. The transcript has a single exon. NCBI's taxonomy places the organism in Eukaryota, Oomycota, Saprolegniomycetes, Saprolegniales, Saprolegniaceae. Bases 55 to 1158 code for a protein of 367 amino acids. The record is from RefSeq and is a predicted model, not a curated record.
GUGGAUUGAUCGCCUCGACGAUAGCAGCAUUAACAAGUCCACCAACUCGACAGGAUGCACCGUCUGCUUGCGCUGACAUGGAUGCUGCUGACGACGACGCACCAUGGGGCGGCGGCCCCGUGCUCUAUGGCACAAAAUACCUCGCACGCGCAAGCCAUCGCUGCCAACAUCUCGACCUCGUGUGCGAUGGCACUGCACAUGCCGCCGGACAGUGCGACGUUCGACAGCCUCGUGGCCGAAGUCGGCAGCUACGAUACUCUGUGUCAACCUGCGUGCAGCGACGAUCUCGCCAACUACACGAGCCGCGUCCCGUCCUGCGACGAGGCCAGUACGACAAGCCAUGCGCUCACGCUGCUGCAGUCGUACUGCUACAACGUGACGCAUCCAACGAUGGACGGUGGCGCUUGCACCGGUGCGGACUUCGCUCUCUUUGCCGCGGUGGUCAGUAAGCCGCUGUGGUCCAACUGCUCCAGCAAUGCAAGCAGUAACGUGAUCGAGCUCUCUUCGGACACGACGGCCUUUCCAGCGUACUGCGGCUCGCCGAACUGCGUCGCCAAUAUCGCUGCCGUGUACGACCAGGUGCCCAACUGCAGCAUCGACCUGUCGGAUCCAGGAGCCAACGUCCGAGGGGCGCUUCAACAAACGUUUAAUUGCACGCCGGGGGACGCUGGAGGCAGGUGCACUGCCGGCGACCUCCAGAUGCUCACAAAUCUGGCGACGCUCCCUGUCUGGGCCAAUUGCUCGGAAGCACUCAACCUGCCGCCAUCGACCAAGUUUACUGCGCUUUGGACAACGGAGACUCCACCGCAAUGGUGCGCGACGACGUGUCCGGCGUACGUUGCCGUUGCGUUCACCACUCAUGUGGUAGCGUGCGAUCUCGCUACGCUUCCAAUUCUCCCCGGCCUAUUGGGUCCGAUUGUCUCGACGCUCGCAGCCGCGCAUGUGGCGGCGGCAUCGAUGGGAGUGGCUGCCGCCGAGGCAGCUGCCCUGGCGAAAGCGUGCCCGGUGACCCCGGCCCCCACGACGCCGAAGCCAGCGCCGAAGCCAGCACCGACGCCAGCACCGACGCCAACACCGACACCGACCCGAUCGAUCGCGGCGCCUGUGACGAUGAGCUUGCUUGGCGCCUGCGGGGUCGUGCUGGCUAUGCUUUUAUAAUGUUCGCAGACCCUCGACGACAAUAAUACAUGCAUCUUUUUGCUUGGGCCAA